AUGGGUCGGAAGAUGGUGAAGAUGACGAGGAUAACGAACGAGAAGACAAGACUAACGACUUACAAGAAGAGGAAAGCAUGUUUGCUCAAGAAAGCAAAUGAGUUCUCAACACUCUGCGGCGUAGACACGUGUCUCAUUGUGUAUGGACCUAGCAGAACAGGAAACGAAGAGGUCGCGGAGCCUGAGUUAUGGCCGAAGGACGAGAGCAAAGCCCGAGAGAUCAUAAAGAAGUACAUAGACACCAAGUCGAGCAGCUGCAUGAAAAAAUACAACAUACAAGAUUGCUUGGAGAAAAACAAUACUAAGGUGGAGGAGAAAGUCAAGUAUUGUCCAUGGGACAAGAAGCUCGACAAGUGUUCUUUCAAUGAGCUCUGUGAGGCUUACGUGACAGUAGGAAAUAAGAUUCAGGAGGCUGCGAGUAGGAAUCAGAAAUUACCUGAAAACAAUUCUUGGUCUUCAGAGCAACUUGGUUUAUGCGGUUUCAAUCAGCAAUGCAUGGAGCAGCAUCAGUUGUUUCCUAUGUCUACUACUAUGGAGCAGACUGGUUUCAACUUCUUUCCUUUUUUAAACCAAAUGACAUCAAAUACCGGAGAAGGUUGUUCUUCCUUCUCAAAUGUGACUGCAGACCCUGAGCCGGAGAUGGCUCAAGCCAUGUAUUACGGGACUUGUAUGGAUGGUCGGUACGUUCCGAUGGUACAGGGGACAGGUUAUGAGCCAAUGCAAUGGAGUUUAGGGAACGGUAUGUUCAACAAUGGGACGCCGUUCGCAGACUAUACCUUGAGGUUUGGAGAAGUUACCGACUUGUCCAGACUAUCUCUUGAGGAUUCUGGUAAAACUCCUAUGUGA
Microthlaspi erraticum is the source of this 846-nucleotide messenger RNA. The record is from the annotation of a GenBank genome assembly. NCBI's taxonomy places the organism in Eukaryota, Viridiplantae, Streptophyta, Magnoliopsida, Brassicales, Brassicaceae.